AUGGCUUCGGCUCCGUUCGAGGUGCCCGGCCCUACGUCGCCGUUUGCGGUGAAUGUGGACCAGAGGUACCUGGUUGUCCCCGAGUUCACCUUGGAAAGCGGCGUGCGGCUGACCAAUGCCCCUGUCGCCUUCCAAACCUGGGGCAAGCUUGAUUCGACUGGCUCGAAUGUGAUCGUCGUGUGCCACGCUAUCUCGGGCAACGUCGUGGCGACCGAGUGGUGGUCAUUCUUUGUAGGCCCGGGCCGUGUUCUCGAUACCAACAAGUACUUUGUGGUGUGCUGCAAUGUGAUCGGCUCGCCGUACGGCACGGCCUCGCCAGUGACCCGGCGAGGCGGAGAGGAUGUGCAGAACGGCCAGUGGACGUGCGCGAAGCAUGUGCGUGCAUCCAAAGAGCAGACGGAGAUUACCUGGUGGGCGGAUGAAUUCCCCCACACGACUCUGCGCGACGAUGUGCGCCUUCAUAAGCAUGUGCUCGACUAUGUCGGUGUCCAGCAGAUUGCAUUGGUCAUUGGCGGCUCUAUGGGCGGCAUGCUCUCGCUCGAGUGGCCGCUGUGCUUCCCUGUGCGCAACCCCGGUUCGGUGGAUGCCCUGCCAAACGGCUCCAAGAACGAGCAGCCCUACAUCCGCGGCGUCGCGCUUCUCGCGAGCCCUGCACGGCACUCUGCCUGGAGCAUUGCCUGGUCCGAGAUCCAGCGCGCGUCGAUUGCUGCCGAUGCGCGCUACAAAGGCGGCCGCUACCUCCUCUCAGACCCCCCAGAGCAGGGAUUGGCGUCCGCGCGUAUGUGCGCCAUGAUGACCUACCGCCACCCCGACAGCGUCGACCGGCGCUUCCGGCGCCUGCGCGGCAAGCAGAACCUGAAGCCCGCCGCGGACAAGUCGGGCGAAAUUACCAAGCUUGCCGAGAAGAGCGGCACGACGCCUGCUGAGCUGGCCAAGAUCGAAGGCCAGCAGAGUCGAGAGAUGUUUGCGGUGCAGUCCUACCUGAAAUACCAGGGUGAAAAGUUCUUGGAGCGCUUUGAUACCAACUGCUACGUGCACCUUACCCACAAGCUCGACGCACACGACGCAGCGCGCGACCGUCACAGUUGGGCGAAGGACUCGGGCUCGGCGGACAGCGACGAGGUCCUCGCCGGCGUGCUCCGGCACCUCGGCACCUCGCCGGUGGGCUGCAAGGUCAUUACCUUUUCCAUCACCUCGGACCUCGUCUAUCCCCCGCCCGACCAGUAUUUUAUCCACCACAGUGUCCCGGGCUCGCAGCUGCAAGUGGUGGACAGCAGCGAGGGCCACGACGCAUUCCUGCUCAACCUUCCUUCCAUCGAGAAUGCAGUGCGUGCAUUCAUGCAAAAACUCUCGGCCUCGGCCAAGUUGUAA
Messenger RNA from Malassezia japonica, 1371 nucleotides. It is a transcript of the gene MET2, whose product is annotated as homoserine O-acetyltransferase. The transcript has 2 exons. The coding region runs from base 1 to 1371 and encodes 456 amino acids. The record is from RefSeq and is a predicted model, not a curated record. NCBI's taxonomy places the organism in Eukaryota, Fungi, Basidiomycota, Malasseziomycetes, Malasseziales, Malasseziaceae. Gene Ontology annotation, biological process: L-homoserine metabolic process. Gene Ontology annotation, molecular function: homoserine O-acetyltransferase activity.